GGUGGGCGGCAGCGGCGGCGUCCGUGGAACUUGCUGGGGGCAGAGAGCCCGCGGCGGCGGCGGCGGCUGCAGCGAAAUGGCGGAGACGGUGGCAGACACCAGGCGGCUGAUCACCAAACCACAGAACCUGAAUGACGCCUACGGGCCGCCCAGCAACUUCCUCGAGAUCGACGUGAGCAACCCGCAGACUGUGGGGGUCGGCCGGGGCCGCUUCACCACCUACGAGAUCAGGGUCAAGGUUGUAGUUCCCCCGCUCCCCGGGAAAGCAUUUUUGCGUCAACUUCCUUUUAGAGGAGAUGAUGGAAUAUUUGAUGACAAUUUUAUUGAGGAAAGGAAACAAGGACUGGAGCAAUUUAUUAACAAGGUCGCUGGUCAUCCUCUGGCACAGAAUGAACGAUGUCUUCACAUGUUUUUACAGGAUGAAAUAAUAGAUAAAAGCUAUACUCCAUCUAAAAUAAGACACGCCUGAAAUUUGGCAGGAAGAGGCAAAAAAAAAAAAAUCUGUGACCAUUAAUGAUUUCAUAUGCACCAGUGAAGAAGUUCAAACUAACUUAGCAUGCUGCACAGAAACUGGUAUAACAUGCCUUUGGUAUACUAACACUCAUAUGCUCAGUUUUAUUCUGUUUUGUUUGGGCCGUUGACAAGAAGUUAAUUUGCUUUAGUGAAAAUCCCUCACUCUAGCCUUUCUCUAUAAAAGGUCUUGCUGUCUUCCUGCGGUGCACACUGUAGCCUCACAAAUCGUCCCAGUGUAAUCUUUGGUGUCCUGACUAAAGUUGCUGACUUCGUCUUAUUUGCCCAGAUUUUGUGUCAUGGUUGCUUCUUGAAUCUGAUUAACUCAAAUAUUUCUCUUUCCCCUCUCAAUAUGUAAUGUCACUUGAUCUGAUUUAUGUGUAGGAGCACUACACCUGCGUUUCCAGUGCUGCACAUGUAAGAUACACAUUGUGUGCAGAACAUAUCUUCCUCCUGGCCUGUACUUCCCUUCACAUGGAAGAUUAAAGAGGGAAAUCUUUAUAUUCUGUAUAAAAACAAAAUCAAAUUUAUAUACUAAGAUCAUUUGUCUAAAAAUUUAAGUUGUUUUCAAAUAAAAAUAUAAAUGCAUUUCUGAUAUGCA
Molecule: messenger RNA, 1111 nt
Organism: Dipodomys ordii (Ord's kangaroo rat)
Lineage: Eukaryota; Metazoa; Chordata; Mammalia; Rodentia; Heteromyidae
Gene: Snx3
Product: sorting nexin 3
Exons: 3
Coding region: 77-469 (130 amino acids)
Biological process (GO): late endosome to Golgi transport; endocytic recycling
Cellular component (GO): retromer complex; early endosome membrane
Molecular function (GO): phosphatidylinositol-3-phosphate binding
Source: RefSeq, a predicted model, not a curated record